Messenger RNA from Coregonus clupeaformis (lake whitefish), 2916 nucleotides. Its product is annotated as myelin proteolipid protein. The transcript has 6 exons. Gene Ontology annotation, cellular component: myelin sheath; plasma membrane. NCBI's taxonomy places the organism in Eukaryota, Metazoa, Chordata, Actinopteri, Salmoniformes, Salmonidae. The coding region runs from base 1 to 750 and encodes 249 amino acids. The record is from RefSeq and is a predicted model, not a curated record. Gene Ontology annotation, molecular function: structural constituent of myelin sheath. Gene Ontology annotation, biological process: central nervous system myelination; axon development.
AUGUCCUGUCCUAUAGGUUGUUAUGACUGCUGUAUGAAGUGCCUGGGAGGAGUACCCUAUUGCUCCCUGGUGGCCACUAUGCUAUGUUUCUCAGGGAUAGCUCUGUUCUGUGGCUGUGGUCACCAGGCCCUCACUGAGACGGAGAGACUCAUCGAGACAUACUUCGCCCGUAACCUACAGGACUACAUUACCCUGGCCUACCUUAUCCAGUACUUCCAGUAUGUUAUCUAUGGCCUGGCUUCAUUCUUCUUCCUCUACUGCAUCGUACUGCUGGCGGAGGGAUUCUACACCACCAGCGCCGCCAAGCAGACCUUUGGAGAGUUCAGGAGCACCCUGUGUGGACGCUGUCUUAGUAGCACGUUUAUAUUAAUAACGUACCUGCUGGUGGUGGUGUGGCUGUUGGUGUUUGCCUUCUCUGCCUUGCCUGUCUACUUCUUCUACAACAUGGCCGCUACCUGCCACACCAUCACCGUCCUGACUGAGACCCCAGCUAGCAUCAACCAGCUCUGUAUCGACGCCAGGCAGUACGGGCUCCUACCAUGGAAUGCGAUGCCAGGCAAAGCUUGUGGAAUGACACUGUCCACUGUCUGCAAAACCAGAGAGUUCCGUCUGACCUACGACCUGUACAUCGCAGCGUUCGCCGGGGCUGGCAUCACACUCUUGGCGCUGCUCACCUACAUGGUGUCCACCACCUAUAACUUUGCGUUGCUGCGGUACCUGGGGAGAAAGGGCAUCGGCACGCGGUGUUAGACUCUCCACUUCCUCCCUCCUGUCUCUCGAUCUGACACAGAGACACCCAGAGGGAACACUAUGACUCCCUGACACCCCUCUACCUAUCCUCAACACCACCGGUGGAGUUGAUUCUUUGAACUUAAAUGAUUGCUUCCUUCAGUGAAUUCUGUUCUGUCCAUUUUCCCUUCAAGACCCACCAGCGUUUCCCUGUACUGUGUCUUCAUAGCAUAAUGGGUGGUUCAGUGGAAGUUUUGUUGAGGAACCCAGACGUAUACUACCGUUUUGUGCUGCUUUGUCACACUGUCUUUCUCAUGUUAUAUUUAGUUUGCUCUGAAGCUGUCUUCAAGUUUUCUGUAUUUUGUUAUUCUCCAUGUAUAUUUUAUCGUGUGUGUGUGUCACCAAAUGUUUGUAAAGAUUGACGUAAUCUUCCUCAUAUACUGAGGUUAGUGUGCCUGGCAUAUACUCCAUGUUUUAUCUUUCUUCACUUUUAAAAGAAAUCGCAAUGUAAAACCUAACUAAUCAUUUUGGUAACAUAACAAAUAAUUUUAUUUUACAAAUAUCUUCAGUUAUAAAUGUCACACUGAUUUAUGGUAAGGGACUACUUGCCUACUUUAGGCUAUGGGAUUAUAAUCAGUUACCAUGGGUACCAUCCCUCACAUCUGGUUGCCAUGGUGCCAGACAAGCGUGCAUUUGCAGUUCUUCUCUCUGACCUCAGGGCCUUUUCUCACGGGCAGCAGAAAGGCCUCAACAAUGGAGGCCGCCCCGCAUAGGACUUCUUAGAAAACUAACCAAUCAGAGGGGAUUCCAAGGGUCCACCUGCCCCGGCCCCCGGGUGGGAGAUGGAAGGGGGGGGGUCUGUAUGACAAGGCCCCUUUGUUACUAUAGGGACCUUGGUCUGUGGCAAGGGUCAUAUUGAAUGUCAGAGGGAGAGGGUCUUCAUGACAAAGACAGGGUAAAGGCUGAAUACUUCUCUCAAUGGCCUGAAUACAACCCUUCUGUGAUGGGCCCACUGCUGCACGACACCCCAUCUGUUGGAGGUGAUGGACCCUGUGAAGGGAUUUGGAAUGAAAAGGGUUAACAUUUGUUUGAACGAAGGGAUUUCUCAUCUGAGAAAAGGGACAGUAUGUUUAGUGAGUUUGUGUUGGUACAGAUCAAGAGGAGAAGUCCUUAAUUUCUCUGUUUUUAAUGUUAAGAUGGUAAAGUUGUUACAGGUGCUUACUUUUUUAGCAACCUUUUAUGUUAUUUAGAAGUUUAAAAUAUCUCUUAAGAUGCUUGACUCUGUUUGGCACUACAUUGAGGUGAUAUUAUUAUUAUUAUUGCUCUCCCUUCUGGCGGUAUAUAUGGUAUCGUUUGCAAGGGAUGAGGUUCUUAUAUAGAGGCAAAACGAUGCAGUUUGGUCUCUGUAGCUGUCUAGAAAAUAAUUAGUAGUUAUUGUAUAACACCCUACUACUUACUGUAGAUAAAUGUACUAAUCUUAAUGACAAUUUAAACUUUGUUUAAACAAAAGACGGCUUCUUUAACUAACAAAAUAUAUUGUAACAUACUGUGAGUAUAGGUUAUCCAAUUGGGUGGAAGCUUUAUCCAGCAGCACAGGUUGGUUUUGUGAAUUGACAGCUGGCUGUUUGUUUCUUUUGUGUUUUUAUGAUACCAUGUUGGUUUGGUAAUAAAAUAUGGUCUCUCCUUUUUAAAGAAGUUGUUCUCUCUCUUUCUGUUACGACCGGGUAUCGAACCCAUGAUGUCCAUGCUACUCUAAGGUUAAUACUACUUUGUGUGCCCUGCAAGCUCCUCGACGUGGCAUUUAGUUAUUAACAUUUAUGUAAAGUCUGCCACGGGAAACUAGGCUGCUCAUCACACAAGCAUAGCUCACUGAACCAACUCUGUUACACCUCUCAAUAUCAGUAAAUGUUUUGUGUGAGAAAAGCCUGGUGUUGUAUUCUCUGAUUGGUUUGAUGCUACUGUAGGCCGUGACCUCCUGGGACUGGUGUUGUAUUCUCUGAUUGGUUUGAUGCUACUGUAGGCCGUGACCUCCUGGGACUGGUGUCGUAUUCUCUGAUUGGUUUGAUGCUACUGUAGGCCGUGACCUCCUGGGACUGGUGUUGUAUUCUCUGAUUGGUUUGAUGCUACUGUAGGCCGUGACCUCCUGGGACUGGUGUCGUAUUCUCUGAUUCGCUCAUCGCUUCUCUU